CAAGUACUAGUACAAAUACAUGCUCUUGUAGCUCAAGAACUUGCACAUGCUUUGUCUUUGUUUCUUUGAUUUGCAAACAUGGUUUCAUCUUCUCCUCCACCAGCUCCAAAGGAAGUUCCUUCAGAUGAGAAAUGGGCAGAAGAUGGUCCUCCUCGCGAAGCGAAAUGGUGGUACUCAACUUUUCACACAGUUACUGCGAUGGUUGGUGCUGGUGUUCUCAGCUUGCCUUAUGCCAUGGCCUACUUAGGAUGGGGUCCAGGGACGGUAGUUAUGAUCUUAUCAUGGUGUAUAACCUUACACACAAUGUGGCAAAUGAUACAACUCCAUGAAUGUGUUCCCGGAGUUCGUUUCGAUCGGUACAAGGAUCUUGGUAAACAUGCCUUUGGACCAAAACUUGGGGCAUGGAUAGUACUUCCACAACAACUAAUUGUCCAAGUUGGUUGUGACAUUGUGUACAUGGUUACUGGAGGAAAGUGUCUGAAGAAGUUCAUGGAAAUAGCUUGCACAAAUUGCACCACAAUAAGGCAAUCCUAUUGGAUUUGCAUAUUUGGUGCAAUCCAUUUCUUUCUAUCACAGCUUCCCAAUUUCAAUUCUGUUUCUGGUGUUUCAUUAGCAGCUGCAGUCAUGUCACUGAGCUAUUCAACUAUAGCAUGGGUAGGUUGUGUAGGCAAAGGCAGAGUCCCGAACGUGAGCUACGCGUACAAGAAAACAAGUCCAGCUGAUUCUAUGUUUCGCGUCUUUAACGCGUUAGGUCAAGUUUCCUUUGCUUAUGCUGGUCAUGCUGUUGUCCUUGAGAUACAAGCCACUAUUCCAUCGACACCUGAGAAGCCCUCGAAAGUUCCAAUGUGGAAAGGCGCCGUAUGGGCCUAUUUUGUCAAUGCCCUGUGCUAUUUCCCCGUUGCUUUCAUCGGGUAUUGGGCAUUUGGCCAAGAUGUCGAUGACAACGUGCUCGUGGGACUUGAAAGGCCAUCUUGGCUUAUUGCAGCUGCUAACUUAAUGGUGGUUGUUCAUGUCAUAGGCAGCUAUCAGGUUUAUGCUAUGCCAGUGUUUGAUUUGAUGGAGCAAAAAAUGGUGAAAACCUGGAAUUUCCCACCUGGAAUAAUGCUGCGCUUCUUCGUUCGUACUGCAUAUGUUGCUUUCACUUUGUUUCUUGGUGUAACAUUCCCUUUCUUUGGUGAUCUUCUUGGUUUCUUUGGAGGAUUUGGUUUUGCUCCUACUUCUUAUUUUCUCCCCUGCAUAAUGUGGCUUAAGAUCAAGAAACCAAGGAGAUUCAGCAUGUCAUGGUUGAUAAAUUGGGCAUGCAUAUUCAUUGGAGUUUUCAUUAUGAUAGCUUCCACAAUUGGUGGAUUGAGAAAUAUUGUUGCUGAUUCUUCCACCUAUGAGUUCUACUCUUGAAGAAAUUGCUUCAUUAAAUAGAGAAAAUUACAUUUGAGUUUAACAUAAAUCUAUUAUGAUUAUGUACUAAAAUAACUAGUGAAUUGGAGUACAUCUAAUCCAGCAAAUCUAGUUAAGUAUUCAAUAUUUAGUAUUAGGAGUUUGUUAAGAUUUCUGAUUCAGAAUUUUAGCAAAUUCUCUUUUUAUCCAUUAUUUCAGUUGGAUUCUGGCACUGAGCUGUGUAUCAGAAAGCCCAAACAUAUCCUGUAAUGACAGUUCUGUUUAUCUAUGGAAAAUAGUGUUCUUCUGCAAUUA
Messenger RNA from Nicotiana tabacum (common tobacco), 1689 nucleotides. RefSeq names its product lysine histidine transporter-like 6. The record is from RefSeq and is a predicted model, not a curated record. NCBI's taxonomy places the organism in Eukaryota, Viridiplantae, Streptophyta, Magnoliopsida, Solanales, Solanaceae.